Molecule: messenger RNA, 8639 nt
Organism: Porites lobata
Lineage: Eukaryota; Metazoa; Cnidaria; Anthozoa; Scleractinia; Poritidae
Source: the annotation of a GenBank genome assembly
AUGGCCUCUGGAAGGCGUCCAGAGCAUCAGGCUCCGCCAGAUGUGGUAAGAUUGCUGUGUUUUUUCUUAUUUUCUAAGGCCGUACUUGAGGUAAUCUUGCUUUGUGUUAUUUUUUCCAGUUUUACAAUGUGGAUGAAGCCCGUAAAUAUACGUCCAAGUAAGUAUUGAAUUGUUUACAACGGAAUGCUUCCACGUGUUUUGCUAUAAAUUUUAUAUAGUUUUGUAUUAAAGACGAGGGUGAUGGUGAUAACGACAGUUUUUAAAAUUAACUUCGUGAAAAUAAAAUAACCAAACGUUUUUAUACGUACAUUUAGGAAAGACUCGAAAUCUAUUGAUGGAAUAUCUUUUGGGACCAGUUCUACUGUUACACAUAUACACACAAGAACACUGAUGACUUUAUUUACUUCUAGAUUACCCUUUUUUACAAAUUAUUUUAUUGAUUUAUGCAUGUCGCAUUCUUUUGUAUCCUUGAAGCUGAAAUCCUUUUUCUACUAGUCUAGAUAGUAUGUAUUGUAUUAUUUUGACAUUUCUUUUGCAUAGUUAGUAUACAGUAUUUGGUAAGUAAUAAUUAUUAUGUAAUUACUUAAUAUAGUUUAGCAGGUCCAUAUCAGCUUAUGCUGCCUUCUCUCAACCUGCUUUAUUAAAUAAAGCAUGUUUUUAACUAACCCUAACCCUAACCCUAACCCUAACCCUCCCCCCCCCUUCCACCACCCCCACUAAAGAUGAUGGGUUUUUGAACAGAAGGGUUCGGAUUUUUUCCUUCAAAGAAGCUAACAAAAACUGGAUGCUUCAAAUGACUCUUUCAAAGGUGUCAAAAGAAAAUAAACCCUUUGGAUAACAAUUUUUAAAGGGUGCCAACAGAAAUUCAAAGGUUUGUAUCCCAUAAUUUUAGAGGGAGCGGGGUUGUGCGGAUAAAAAAUAGAAUGUCCCUGUAUUAGUCUUAGUUAAAGAUGUAAUUUAUUGCCAGAUGAUUCUCCUGGACCCAUAGUCAUUGGGCAAGUGAGCGCUAAAAAUUGUUACUUGGCUAACAAGAAAAUCUACUUGUCCCGGAUGAGAGGGCAUUUCAAGCCCUUCCAAGAUGCAAAUUUGUAGGCCUUCUUCAAGUAUAUUUUCUGCACUAAUGUAGAAACUGUAACUUUAAACUUCAUAAGAUAACUUUUUUAUGGUAUAUUUAAUUCCAGCACAAGAAUGAUUGAGAUUCAAGUCCAGCUGUCUCAAAGAGCAAUAGAGUUGCUAAAUUUGCCAGAAGAUAAACCUUGCUUUCUACUUGAUAUUGGGUAAUACUGAUUUGAUCCUUCCUUUCUGUUAUUGUGAAAUUUUUACCACCAAUUUAGCAUGGUUGUUAGAAAGUGUAGUAAUCUGCAUGCAGACUGCAGAGGCUUGAGUUUGAAUUAUACAUGUAGCUGAAAAAAGUAAAUAGUAUUAUGGUUUCAAAAUAACUGGAGAAGAAGAUAAGAUACCUUUGCUUUGUAAUUUCUGGAAGGUUCCUUCGUACAUGAACCUAGCUAGACUAUGAGUAGUCCUUCAUUUUCCUCAGGGAUAGUGGAGCAAAGAAAUUAAUGUUUAAGAGUGUGAAAAUUCCCACCCUGGAGCUAAUGGAGGGUGACAUACCCAAUGCAUACACACACUGUAUGUGAGCAUGUGCAUUGAUUUACCCCUGGACAAAAACAUCUGUUAAAAACCAACACUGGACUGCCAGGCUGGCAGGGCAUUGGGCUGUCAGCUCUGCUGCACUGGCCAUGGGUCAUGGCUGUGAUCUCACUUUUGGCAAAACCCCCAUUCUUGGACAUUAAUCUGAGCCACCUUAUUUAGCUGAUCACAAAUCUCAAAAACAUGCACUCUAAUCCAUCUUCAAACUGAACCUGACAGUGUACAUUCCUUCAAACUACCCUUCCAUCAGAAUCUCAAAUUAAAUUCCUUUUGAGGAGACAUGAAUACCAUGGCAGUUCUUGGAAGUGAAGAGUUACUAAAAUUCAUGACUUUAACUGCAGUGCUUGAAAGCCCGUGAAAUUUCUUACAAAAAGAAUCAUUGAUUUUCUUAUGAUUUCAGGUGUGGAUCAGGUUUAAGUGGUGAGGUGUUGACAGAUGAAGGACAUCAUUGGAUUGGUCUUGAUAUAAGCCAGGCCAUGUUAGGUACAAAAAGUUUCCUUCAAUUUUAUGUACUAUGACUUAAUCCUCUAUCAAAAGAUAUUCUCUCAUUUGCCCUAGUAAGCACAAUCUUUCCCCUUUUAGUUCUGCCUCAUCUUCCAAAUAAAACUCUCAUUAAUUUUAAGAUCUUAUAACAUAAAUGGUAUGCUUGUUUUAUUACAAUGUAGAUGUAGCUGUUGAAAGAGAAGUUGAAGGGGAUUUGUUUCUUCAUGAUGUUGGACAGGGUCUCUGUUUCAAACCAGGAACAUUUGAUGGUUGUAUCAGGUGAGGUGAUUAAAUAAUUAUAAUCUGUUUACUCAAAACAGUAAAAAUUUUAUUGGCAUUGAUGCAGUUGAUUGAGGGGACUGAAGAUGAUAGUAUUAAUGAUAAACAAAGGGUUUAAACAUGUGUUUUCUGCUACAACUAUAUUUCUUUAAUUACCGUAGUUUUUUAUUAUCCAUGAUGUUUUCCAUCCAUUAUUAUCAUAUCGAGGCUGGUACUGUUACUUCCUUUCAGGCCCUUAGACAGGCAUAGUUCUUUUAUUUAUAUCAGAUUGCUUCAAUUUGUGUGUUUUAUGUUUACAGCAUAUCAGCUCUUCAGUGGUUGUGUAAUGCUGACAAGAAGGGACACAAUCCUGCAAAAAGACUUUACAAAUUCUUCAGUUCCCUAUACAGUGCUUUGGUAACUUUUUUGACUCACUUUUACUAUUCUCUGUAUCUUAGUUUCCAAUAGUAGCAUCUGUUUCCAGUAGUUUUCUCUGGUCACAUUGUGGCAAUUAUUGUUCUAGAUAAUAAAUAUAAGAUAUCUAUGCUUACACUGCAGGUAAGGUUGACUUAAAAAAGGUCUAAAUUUUAACAUAAUGUGUUGUUCCUUCCUUAUCAGAGUCGGGGAAGUAGGGCAGUGUUUCAGUUUUACCCAGAAAACCCUCAGCAGGUAAAAUUUCAAAAGUUUUUAUGAUCCCCUUUUUUAAAAUAAAUAAACAAUAACAAUAUUAUUGCUACUGUUUUUUUUGCACUAAGUGCUUAUCGAGAACACUAUAAAUCACUGUAAAUCACCAACCUUUAAAGGAUUGUUUUUUUUAACAGAACCAGCAGAAAAUGGAAUGCUCUUGCCGCAGACCUUGGACUAUCUGUUGCAUGUUCUUUAAGUUCUUUAAAGCUGUCCUUUAUGGUUAUUACAAAGAAGCUCUUGUCACUUCCUAGAUCCCUGAUGACCCUCACUCUUUCAAAUCUAUAUGCUUGACCUGUAACGCUGCCCAUAAUAAUUAUUAUUUAGGACGGAACAUUACGUGUGUGUUUUUAGAUAGUACUGCAGUUUUUACAUUUUUUUAGCAAUCUGUGUCUUGGGCCUGCAGUAAUUGGUCCUCGCUGUUGCAGUGUCUGCACCUGUACUGUGAAUAUAUGUGCACUUUCUUUUUGUAGUGUCACUUAUCUUAUUGUUUGGCGCAGUUAAUAAAAUAAAAUAAAAUUAUGUCCCUAAAGGAGACAGGAUGCUAUUUCUGUCUGGUUAUUCAAGCCAUUGUGGAGCUCCAGCUGUUACCAGUGUAAAAGUAGUGGCUCCUUCCUCAGUUAUUUAAGACCCUGAUCAUUAAUUUGGUCCCCAGAAUUGAAACUGUAACAUUUUACACUCCGUAGACCAACAAUCACAUGUAUGUAACAACAACCAAGAUUGCGCGUGCGUGUAUGUUCAACCCAAGUACAUCUUCCCAGAAGUGCAUACAGCCUGAUCCUGCAUACAGUCAUGUACUUGAGUGGAGCAAGUCAGUGAAAUAUGUAUGUUUUCUUUCAUCAGGUUGAGUUAAUAACAACACAGGCUAUGAAAGCUGGCUUUACUGGUGGACUUGUUGUAGAUUAUCCUAACAGUACAAGAGCUAAAAAGUAAGUAGCAAUAAAUACAGUGUGCCAAGCUACACAUGUUUUACAUACAAUAAAUUAUGAGAGAACUGAUUUAUUCAUUGAAACAUCAAUGCCCAUUCUUUUUUUACCCGGCCAACCAAAACCUAUAUUCAACAAGGUUUUCUCAUCAAGUUUUCUCAUUUGUAGUUGCGUGUGAUAGUAGCUUUGUAGUAUCUUUCCCCUUUUUUUUCAGAAUAUUCCUGUGCCUCUUUGCUGGAGUUGUGGUCGAUAAACUACCAAAGGUUGGUUUUCUUUUUUGUCGUUAUAUAACAAUACCUUCCUGAUUCUUUUAUGUCGUCUUUAAUGCAAUCUUUACAUUUGCAGAGGCACGUUGAAGGCAGUCUCGUUUUUUUAGAACUUAAUUAAUUAAAGUUAAACUACUAAAGUAUAGCGAGCUGGCAGAUGGUGCGAAGUUUGUUGCGGAUGAGUAGUAAGAGGCCGUUAGUUGACCAAACGUUAUGCCGUGGUUUCUGUGACUGUGUACUUGUCUAAAGCAAAUAAUGUUCUUUUUUUGCCAUUAUCUUACAAAAGUGUUCAUCACUGACAGGCAAUCUAGAUAGAUAGAUAGUUUAUUCACUUUUUAACUUGCAGCCAAGAGCUGAAUUCCGUUAAGGUUUACAAAUGCAAUAAUAAUAAUAAUAAUAAUAAUAAUAAUAGGCAAUACUGGUUAAAUCCUUGCAAUAGCUGCUUUAUUCAAGAAAACCGCUAUAGUGCUGGCUUCCGCCUGUGGGCACGACUCCUUCAAAUUCUGGAUUAGACAAUCUGCUACUGUCCAUGGGCUAGGCUGAGUUGAUGUUUUAUUUCUACAGGGUCUUGGUACAGAAGACUCUAAAGGUGUUCAAGAUAGUGUACAAUUCAGUGGCCAAAGGUAAGUACCAGGCUCUCCGCAUCAGAGCAUGCCGGGAUAUAUUACUAUUAAUAGGAAAUUUGGUAACACGUUUCUUCAGGAAAGGAAAUAUUAACAGGAAGGAGGGGGUAAACUUUUCAUGUGAUGCAUUUUACACAAAGAGAGACAACUUGUGGAGACACUCGCAGGGAUAAUUUUUUCACACUAACCUAGACUGGAUUUAUAUAUCAAGGGCCACAUAGUGUCAGUCAACUGGAUCUCCCCUGCUCGAGCAUGCUGCCUGAAACCGGCAUUAAAAAAAUGAAAAUUAUUCAAGAUUUUGCCAUGGUAGCAAAAUUUUUGGAUGACAACAAACCGAUAAAGCCACUUAAAAGUCUACGGUAUUCGCACUAUUUCAAACUUCACUGAUCUUAUUCAAUUUCAUUUAAUUUGGCAAAUCUUGGCGAAAUUUUCUUUUGGACCGUAUCUAUCGCUAUCUAAGGUUAGAAAAAGAACGCGACAAUUUUUGUACUGAUUUCAGCUACACCAUAAAGCGAACAUGUGAAAAUAGAACGUUUCAUGUCGUAGUGGUGCAACGACGGCAAAGAAAUGUACAAAAUAGCGUGGUGCACGUGCAAAGUUCUUGUUUGUUAAUAUAAACAUAAUUUUUUUUUCUGUUCUCCUUGCCGUCAUCGUUGGUUUUGUUGUCAUCCAGAAAUAGUGCUACCAUGGUAAUGUGAUGUCACACUUCUCCUCCCGCCAUUGAGGCUUAAUUUAAGUUGGAUGUAUCAUCGUUAUCGUUUUUUCGCUUUUUAGCAUAUUUUAAUUAUUGCAGAGAUCCAACCAACCUGAUCAGACCGGAGGUUGAAUUAAGUUUCACUUUUUUUUCAUAUCAUUUCAUUCAUUUACAAAGAUUAUAGCGUGUGAAAACAGCCGUUUCUCCUCGCUCUUCGCCGCUGAGGACGUUUCGCGGGGAAUAACGUCUGCGACUCAGCGUUGAAAAUUCCAUAGUGAUGACGUAAAAUCUUUCCGGAAUCCGGUCAGAAGCGCUGAUCGGUCGACCGAGUAGUUACAUUGUUUUAGCUAUUGUUUACGAAUAGCAGGCAAAAGACAAAAGGCCACGGAGGUCAAAUGUAAACAAGAUGAAUCUCUAACAAACAGUCAAAUUUGGUGAAAUAUAUUCUUCUCUUGAAGAAGCAUUUGAGUGUUUGCUGGAGCUCAUUAGCAGAUGAACACAACGCUUUAGUAAAAUCGACCAGGAGAAACGUAAAACUGAACCAAUUUGGAUGUGGAACCCCAUGACUACCCGAUCUAUUAUGUUAACAUUGAUUUACUUCAUCAGUAUGGAAUUUCUGUCGCUGAUUCGCAAACGUUCCUCCGCGCGAAACGUCCCCAGUGGCGAAGAGCGUUGAGAAACGGCUGUUUUCACAUGCUACAAAGAUUAACGCUCCUAUUUUAUUUAGCGUUUAUUUUAUGAAGUAAUGAUUUGUUGUAAUAAGGUAUUAGUUACAAUUCAUAGCUAGAGUUGUAAUGCAAAGCUAUUAUUGUUAGCAAAUGACCAUAGUUUUUCUGAAGUGGAACAUUUUGUUGUCAUGCUAGUUACUAAAAGUAACUUCAAUGAAAUUUGCCUAAGCGAAACGUUGCCCAUUGCAAGAACAAAUUCUAUGCACAAAAGUGCAUUUUAUUGUCAGUAAUGACGCUUUAAAUGACUGCAUAGAUGAUAUAUUCAUUAUUUUUGUAAAGAAGAAGUGCUAUUUGAUAUUUUUUCUUUUAGAGACAGGACUAAAGUUCCGCGAGGAAAAUCGAUAAAAAAGAGCAAAGACUGGGUCAAAGAAAAGAAAGACAGAAGACGUCGCCAGGGAAAGUAAGGUCUAAAAACACGUACCGCUCACUGAGUAUUGAUCAUUUCACCAGCGUGUCAUUUCGCCAACGUCCCGUUCGCUAACGUCUUAAGCUAAAGUCUUCAACCGUGGCAGUAUUAGCUCAGUCGGUAGAGCGGUCGCGGGUUUGAUUCCCGGGGCCGAACCAUUACUGAGGGUCUUAAAAUGACUGAGAUAUGAAGGCACUUCCUCUGCACUCCAACCGGCGAGACCUUCGCGUGGCUCGGAUGACCACGUAAAAUGGCGGUCCCGUCUCCAUUAGGAGACGUAAAAAUAGUGUCCCCAAUUAGUACUUUCGUGCUAGAUACAUUGACACUCAAAUAAAAAGUGCAAGUGCAAGUCGUUGCGCUUACGAAACAAAGCGAGCGCUUCACAUGUAUAUACUUCGUUCUUUCAAGUAUGAUACGCAAAAGUCCAAUAUGUGUAUAACUCGUUCUUUAAGCCAUUGAUAGGUUAAAGAAGUUGGAGAACUGACCUAGCACGCUAGCGAAACUAGUUAAUACGUUAGCGAACAGGACGUUGGCAAAACUACCGUAGAUCUUAACAAACUACUGCUUGGCCCAUGAGCAGGGUUCGUACUGGAUAUGAAGAAGUUUGGAAAAACAUGAAUUUAAGAAUUUCAUUUUCCAGGCCAGGAAAGUCAUAAAACUUAAUUGUCGGUCCUGGAAAGUCUUGAAGAAUUUAAGUUACCGGAAAAUUCCGAAAAUAAGCUCCUCCAUGUAUAAGCCCCUUCAAAUAUAAGCCCCCCAAACUCGUAACGCAAAAAACCCUCCGUUAAAUCGCCCCUCCGAAUAUAAGCUCCCCAGGGCUUGCACUUGGAAAUUGCCGUCAAAUACAAACUAAAAUAGAGCAAAAACGGUCAAUUUCCUUCCAACUAUAAGGCCACAGUCUCAGACAAAAAUAGUUGGGACACUUAAGCCAAACGCUGUUUUUUCCCUUCUCCUACUCACCUCGUCCGUCUCAAAGUUGUUUAUCGCGGUUCGGUCACCAAAUCUUGUACACCAACAUUGAGGGGACAAGGAGACCCCAAAGUGUCCCAACCAUUUUGACUGAGCCUGUAGCCCAAUCGAUUGUGAAACGCAAUUUUCCCUCCAUAGAUAAGCCCCUCAAAAAGGGCCUUUGAAAAAUAUAAGCCCCGGGGCUUAUUUUCGGAAUUUUACGUUAUGUUUGGCAGAUUAACUACUGCACGUGACAAAGCAGGGGCAAUGUAAGAUAGAGACGAGUAAUUAAAAAGGCAAACGGCGUACAUUUUAGUGGACGACAGAGUUUGUGCAGGGUGAACUGAGUAAGUUAAGAAAAAUAUCUGAAAACAAGGAAAGUUUUGAAAUUUUUGAAAGUGACAGCUAAACCUAAGUUCCUCUAAAACUUGAAAUGGUUAUGGAAAAAGUCAUGGAGAGUAAUGUAAUUUAAAUAGCUCAAAAGAGUAUCAUGAAACUCUGUGUGAGGUGAAAGCAAAAACUCCGGGCAAAAACUUUAUCCAUUUCACACCUCAACGAGGUCAACAAACACCACAAAAAAGUACUUUACACUACAACUUUCCUUACUCAGUUCCACAAGGAUAAUACUGGCCGACCUGUUCCUGAAUGUGGGAGCGGCGUAAAGAGAUAUGAACCUUUUUUUUCCGCUCUCUGACUUCGCGCCACACUCACUAGCUGAACUCCUGGAACAGGCUAGGAUAAUACCGGAGCGCUCCUGAUAGCCGCUGUCCGCAAAGAGAGGCGAUAUGUUGAGAGAAAAGAGAAAUUUCCUCCGCUUGUCGCUUCUCCUCGUGGGUGCCAAUUUUCAUUCACACGCAUAUUUCUGGUACGGAUUACAAAACUUUUCGGACACGCGUGACCGUUAAUUGUCUCCUUUGACAGGUCUGGUUCGGGCAUGGAGAAGGUUCUUCUUUUAAUUUGUGUCAAGACAUAA